AUGGACGCCAUGGAUGUUACUGAAGUUCACCAGACUGUGGUCGAGGAGCCUAUGACUGACGCCUACAACGAUGCUAUUCCUGAGGGUGACGUCGACGCCACUCCCAAGAGUGAAGAGGAGUAUGCGCAGUCUAUGCUUACUCUCCGUGCUAUCGUGUCAUCCAAGGAGGCUGGUGUCAUCAUCGGCAAGGCUGGCAAGAAUGUUGCUGAUUUGCGCGACGAGACUGGCGUAAAGGCUGGUGUGAGCAAGGUUGUUCCCGGCGUGCACGACCGAGUCCUGACCGUGACUGGUCCUCUUCAAGGCACUGCUCAAGCUUAUGCGAUCGUGGCUAAGGGUCUGUUGGACGGUGCUCCACAGAUGGGAAUGGGCGGUAUUGUCUCCAACAAUGGGACCCACCCCGUGCGUCUGCUCAUUUCCCACAACCAGAUGGGUACCAUUAUCGGACGACAGGGCCUGAAGAUUAAGCACAUCCAAGAUGCCUCCGGUGUUCGAAUGGUUGCUCAGAAGGAAAUGCUCCCCCAGUCUACAGAGCGCAUUGUGGAGGUGCAGGGUAACCCCGAGGGUAUCGAGAAGGCCGUGUGGGAGAUCGGAAAGUGCCUUAUCGACGACUGGCAACGCGGUACCGGAACCGUUCUUUAUAACCCUGCCGUGCGCGCAUCAGUCGGUACUCAACCUCUCAGCAACAACGGUGGAGGCAGCAACAACCGGGACUCCGUCAGUGGUGGCAGCAGCAGCUAUAACAACCGCUACAACCGUACUGGCAACGGCGCCGACUUCAGUGACAACAGUGGCUACCGUCGAUCCAGCUCUGACGCUGGUAACCGUGGAUACCCACUUGUCACAGAGGACGGCGAGGAGAUUCAAACUCAAAACAUCAGCAUCCCCGCUGACAUGGUUGGUUGCAUUAUCGGCCGCGCCGGGUCCAAGAUCACUGAGAUUCGUCGAAGCUCCGGAGCCCGUAUCUCGAUCGCUAAGGCUCCUCAUGAUGAGACUGGCGAGCGCAUGUUUACCAUCAUGGGCAGUGCUCAGGCUAACGAGAAGGCUCUGUAUCUCCUGUACGAGAACCUCGAAGCCGAGAAAACUCGCCGCAGCCAGCUGCCUCAGGAGUAA
Messenger RNA from Penicillium angulare, 1110 nucleotides. Its product is annotated as KH domain-containing protein. The coding region runs from base 1 to 1110 and encodes 369 amino acids. NCBI's taxonomy places the organism in Eukaryota, Fungi, Ascomycota, Eurotiomycetes, Eurotiales, Aspergillaceae. The record is from RefSeq and is a predicted model, not a curated record. The transcript has 2 exons. Gene Ontology annotation, molecular function: mRNA 3'-UTR AU-rich region binding. Gene Ontology annotation, cellular component: nucleus; cytoplasm. Gene Ontology annotation, biological process: 3'-UTR-mediated mRNA stabilization.